Molecule: messenger RNA, 711 nt
Organism: Mytilus trossulus (common blue mussel)
Lineage: Eukaryota; Metazoa; Mollusca; Bivalvia; Mytilida; Mytilidae
Product: apolipoprotein D-like
Exons: 5
Coding region: 16-603 (195 amino acids)
Biological process (GO): lipid metabolic process; response to reactive oxygen species
Cellular component (GO): cytoplasm
Source: RefSeq, a predicted model, not a curated record
AUUUGUGACCCAGUGAUGUGUACCUUCCGAUUUGUUUUUGUUUUACUCUACGUGAUAUCUGUUUAUGGACAGAUUACAAGACUUGGUAGAUGCACACCAGUGCAGACUGUAGCUGAUGUCAAUUGGAAUAAGAUGGAAGGCCGCUGGUAUAGAAUGAGUGAGUUCCCCGAAAGAGAUCCGAGGUUACAGAAUCAGACCUGUUUAUCAGAAAUAAAAGAAGUAAACAAUGAUGGUACUAUAAGUGUUUAUGCUUCCUGGCUCAACACAUUUACUAGUCAAUUCUUCCAAGAUAUGUUUGUUGGUAGAAUUAUACCAGAUGCAGGAAAUCCGGGAAUGGCCACAUUUGACGGAACACUUGACUCUGUUCCGCAGUAUCAAUAUUAUAUAAUGGCUGUACAAUAUGACAACUUCCAUUUGCUGUAUGGUUGUGAAGACGGCAAAGGAAGGCAAGACAGUUUAGAGACUGCAUUUAUUUUUUCACGUACACCAGAGCCAUUGGAGAAAUCUCAACUAGAUAGCAUAUCCUGUCUUCUGAGAAAUAACGGCGUAGAUCCAGAUAACUUUUUGUUCGUUGACCAUAGCAGUUGCCCAAAACUACAAUAGAGGCUCAAAAAUGUGCUCUUAGUAGACAGCCAAAAUAAAUACAUGUUUUUAAUAAGAAAUAUAUAUAUGUACAAACAUGAGUGUUAUGAGUUAUUUUAUGAUACUAUC